This is a messenger RNA of Didymella exigua CBS 183.55, 307 nucleotides long. RefSeq lists its product as uncharacterized. The record is from RefSeq and is a predicted model, not a curated record. The transcript is spliced from 2 exons. The coding region runs from base 49 to 249 and encodes 66 amino acids. Lineage: Eukaryota; Fungi; Ascomycota; Dothideomycetes; Pleosporales; Didymellaceae.
UGGACUCUAUGGACAUUUGAUAUCUCAACUCAAGAUAACUCCGCCACGAUGGCACGCCUAUUCGCCGUUGAUACCAACUCAAAAGGUUUGUGUGUAGAUCGUUAUCGUUAUCGUUGUUUAACAACCACUGCAGGGCUUAGGGCAGUUGUCGCAAGUGCAGUCCUUGCCGCAGUUGCAAGUGCUCUGGCCGGAGCAACCGCAGUUGCCGCUGUUGACAAGGGUGAAGAUAGUAGACUGCAUAGCGUCUGAUUUGAUUUGAUUUGAUUUGGUUGGAGAAUGGAGUUUGAAGGUAAUGGGUCGUGAAGAU